AUGGCCUCCACCCCUCUCUCUGCACGCCGCUACUCGACCGAGAGCACCCAGUCGCAGCCCAACCUGAUCGGCAUCCCCUCGCCGCCGCACUCGGACCGCCACCAGUGCAGCCAGUGCCCCAGCAGCUUCCUGCGCCUCGAGCACCUCAAGCGCCAUGAACGCGACCACUGGGACAGCAAGCCCUACACCUGCCACCUGUGCGGCAAGGGCUUCACGCGAAGCGAUACCCUGAAGCGCCACGAGCACGUCCACGCCGCCGUCUCGUCCGACGGCGAGAAUGGCUCGUCCGUGUCGACCAGAUCGCACCGCGGCCGCCACUUCCGCGCCUGCCACAACUGCGCCCAGGCCCGCGCCCGCUGCUCCGGCGAGGACGUGUGCUCGCGCUGCCUGAGCAAGGCCCUGGAGUGCGAGUAUCCCAAGAAGCGCCGCCGCAGCCUGCAGAGCUCGCCCACCGGCUCCCGCAACCAGUUCGCCGCCCAGGACCCCGCCUGGAGCAUCGGCGAGCUGACGCUGAACACAAACACCAACUCGCCCCAGCACGUGAUGAUGGACAACGAUGCCCUGUCGUGCUACUCGUCCAGCAGCGACACGUACCCCAUGGCCGGCUACGGCCUGUCCGCCCAUGAUCUGCCCAACCUGUCGCCGCUCGAGAUCAACUACGAGCAGCUGGACAACGGCGGCCUGAUAUCCCCCGACAUUGACACCUUUGACAUGGGCCAGCCCUUCCCGCCCCACCCGCCGCCCGCCAUGGGCAUGACCAUGCACCCCGUUGCCGACGUGACCCAGCCCAUCAACUGGCUGCCCACGGCCUUCAGCGAAGAGAUCGACUACGCCGCCCUCUCGGGCGUGGGCGUGCCGCUGAAGAGCCCGGGCGCCAGGAUCGAUCAUCAUUUCCAGGAUGGCGGAGGAGGAGCCCCGCGUGUCCCCACCCCCGCAAUGGACUUUGCACAGCACCCCCACAGCCCCUCGCCCACCGGCCGCCGCGGGUCCCAGUCCCCGGCCCGAUCGACAGGCGGCUCCAGCAACUCGAGUGCCGAAAACAACACCAACCACGGCCGCUACUACGCCACCAGCUUCGACGGCGCGCGAAUACCCUUUGUGCGCGGCACCAAGCGCCGACGCUCGUUCAACGUGUCCAACUCGACCGAGCAGCCCGCCCGCUCGUCGCUGUUCCGCGACCAGUCGGCCGUCUACCAGUUCCCCGAGAUCUGCGUCCCCAUCGACAGCCUGCCGCCCGUGCCCGUCACGGGGCCCGCCAUGGACCUGAAGGCCUACGACCGCAUCGCCGACGCCUUCCGCCAGGUGUGCCACGGCCUGGGCACCACCUUCGUGCCGUUCAAGACGCUGGCCGUGCCCGGGCCCGCCCACCUCAAUUACUUCCUGCAGCUGUAUUACGAGCACUUCCACCCCAUCCUGCCCAUCCUGCACCUGCCGACCCUGAAGCUGAACGAGGACGAGUGGGUGCUCGGACUGGCCGCCGCCGCCAUUGGCUGCCGCUAUUCGGACUCCGAGGAGCUGUUGGGAUUCAUCCGACCCAUGACAGAGUUCCUGCGCCGGGUGGUCGUCAUGUCGGUCGAGCAUCACCCACCGCGCCAGAUGCCGCUCGGCGUGCUGCAGGCGCUGCUCCUGAACUCGAUAAACCUACAGUACAGCGGCUCCAGCCGAUUCGCCGACAGCGCGCUGAACGACUUCAGCCGGCUUGUCGAAGCGGUGCGGACGUGGAAGCUGCUUCCCCGGUCCGAGACACCCCCGCAGUCGUGGUCUGAGUGGGUGCGGGCUGAGGCUCGCAUCCGAUUGGGCUAUUCCAUAUGGAUGCUCGACUGCACACUGGCGUAUCAGAUGGACCAAAAGCCGUUCCUGAGUCUGGAAGACCUGCACGCGGCGCUGCCUUGCAACGAAGCCCUGUGGGCAGCGCCCCACGAAGAGGGCUGGGCUCAGCUCCGGCGCGACACGGAGCGUACUGCUUCCCUAGAAGACAUCUUCUCCGGGGCUCGGCCGCUGACGUAUUUUUCUUCUGCUGCAGGAAACCCGCCCAUCUCCGAGGCUGUGCACACGCUGUUCGUGCGCAAGGAGGUGAAGCCGGACGUGGGCGAGUUCAGCCGGGUGCUGCUCCUGCACGGCAUCUACCACGAGAUGUGGACGGUGGCGCGAUACCAACGGCGGUCGCUGGCAUCAUGGGUGCCGUCGGCGGCCGACGACGCCUCGACCGACUGCUACUACCGCACGGCGCCCGAGUACCAGGAACGGGCGCCGAACGCAGCGGCAGACCGCAGCGCGUACAUGCCGGAGAACGCGCUGUACUCGAAAUGGCGCAACGCGGCGUGUGACUGCCUGGACGUGCUGCACUGGGCGGCCAACGCGACGGUCGCGCAGCACUCUGGCUCGGAGCACAACACGAUAUGCCACCUGCACCUGUCUCGCGUCAUCCUGCUCACCCCGCUGUCGGAAAUUGUCAGCUUGGCCAAGUCCAUCACGUCAACAACGCCGAGCAACGGCAACAACAGCAACAGCACAAACAACGACGCCUACAACAACCGCCAAUCCCUCCCGCAGCUCACCAAACUCGAAGCCAAACUCUCCCUCUGGGUGUCCAAGGACCAGCACAAAGCCCGGCUCGCCGUCCUCCACGCCGGCGCCGUCUUCUGGCACGUCCGGCGCUUCUCCAAAGCCGCCUUCUACGAGCCGGGCGCCGUGUUCCUCUCCACCCUCGCGCUCUGGGCGUACGCGACGUACACGUCCCUCUCGCACGCCGGCUUCGGGGCCCUCACGGACUCGCGCAGCGGCAGCGAUUCGCCCAGCCCCGGAACCAUCUUCACCGCGUCCGACGACAUGGCCGCCGCGACGACAUCGUUCAGCGACGAUUUGGACGAACAACCCACGUUCAUCCGGCUCGACCGGCCCAACGACGAUGAGAUGGUGCAGUUGUUCGUGAGGAACGGCGAUCCGAGCCGUAUGAAGGCGCACGUGUCGGGCGUGGGCAAUUUGCUGGCUCCGAGCGGGCCGGAGAGGGUGUUGAGGGAGGGGUGUAGGAUCCUUUCGCGCAUGACGCUGACGUGGGGGGUGGCGAGCGAGCAUGUCAGGGUUUUGGCGAGUCUGAUUGAGGCGGGGAGCGGUGGUGGUGGUGGUGGUGGGGGCAGUCAGGGGAGUGCGGGGAGUGUGGUGGCGAGCGUGCCGAGUGUGAGGGGGCCGCCGUCGUAA
Molecule: messenger RNA, 3198 nt
Organism: Diplodia corticola
Lineage: Eukaryota; Fungi; Ascomycota; Dothideomycetes; Botryosphaeriales; Botryosphaeriaceae
Product: c2h2 transcription protein
Exons: 4
Coding region: 1-3198 (1065 amino acids)
Biological process (GO): regulation of DNA-templated transcription; DNA-templated transcription
Molecular function (GO): DNA binding; DNA-binding transcription factor activity, RNA polymerase II-specific; zinc ion binding
Source: RefSeq, a predicted model, not a curated record